Messenger RNA from Solanum verrucosum, 1255 nucleotides. RefSeq names its product RHOMBOID-like protein 1. Lineage: Eukaryota; Viridiplantae; Streptophyta; Magnoliopsida; Solanales; Solanaceae. Bases 36 to 1199 code for a protein of 387 amino acids. The transcript has 6 exons. Gene Ontology annotation, molecular function: serine-type endopeptidase activity. The record is from RefSeq and is a predicted model, not a curated record. Gene Ontology annotation, cellular component: membrane. Gene Ontology annotation, biological process: proteolysis.
UUUGUUCUUCCGAUCUUAGGAAGGCAAAUAUUAUCAUGGGAAGGAAGACUCCGUCGGGAAAUUCUUCGUCGGAGUCAGACCUCGAAAUAAAAGUACAACCUCGUAAUAGUGGCCCAGAGGAACGUGACCAACGUCUACAUUCUCGUCCUCCUCAGAUCCCACCACCAAAUUAUCAACCUUAUAAAAAAUGCCUCCCAUGGCUAGUCCCUAUAAUUAUUAUAGUCAAUAUUGUACUUUUUAUUUUUGUUAUGUACGUUAACGAUUGUCCUCGUAAUAGUAACAAUUGUUUUGGUAUCGACUUCUUUGGUCGUUAUGCAUUUCAAGAUGUUCAUGAGAACCCUUUACUUGGUCCCUCCACAACAACGUUACAAAAAUUGGGUGCUCUUGAUGUGAAUAAAGUAGUUGAAGGAAAACAAAUAUGGAGGCUAUUUUCUUGCAUGUGGCUACAUGCUGGUGUAUUUCAUGUUGCUGCCAAUAUGUUGAGCUUAUUAUUUGUGGGCAUUCGACUUGAGCAAGAGUUUGGAUUUUUGAGAAUUGGUCCACUUUAUGUUUUGGCUGGGGUUGGAGGGAGUUUAUUAUCAGCUCUAUUUGUGAGGAAAAAAAUUUCAGUUGGUGCUUCUGGUGCAUUGUUUGGUUUACUUGGAGCUAUGCUUUCUGAACUCAUCACAAAUUGGACAUUAUAUGAAAACAAGUUGGCAACACUACUUACAUUGCUUCUCAUAAUUGCAUUAAAUCUAGCUGUUGGAAUUCUUCCUCAUGUGGACAAUUUUGCACAUCUUGGAGGAUUUGUAACUGGGUUUCUUCUUGGUUGUGUCCUUUUGCUUCGUCCACAAUUUGGUUGGGUUAAUCUAAACAAAGCACCUCCUGGCUAUUUUGUGGCUUCAAAAAAAUCCAAGUACAAGAUUUAUCAAUACAUACUAUUGAUGUUCUCAUUAGCAUUUCUCUUAACUGGGUUUAUCCUUGGGUUAGCUCUAUUGACAAAUGGAUGGGAUGGUAAUGCACAUUGCUCAUGGUGCCAUUACUUAAGUUGUGUCCCAACCCCUCUAUGGAGUUGUACUGAAGCACGUUGUGCGACCAUCCAACUUGGGAAUCAAUUGAACAUGACUUGCACAUCAAAUCAUAAAAAUGGGACUUAUAUGUUGACAAAUCCCAAUAAUACAUUUGAAAUUCAAAUGUUAUGCUCCAAACUCUGCAAAUGAUGAGAUAAUUCAUAGUUGGGAAAUUAUUAUUUGUGGUGAAAAGUAUCAAGCAAUAU